AUGUGGAAGUUUAUUUGGAACUCUCUUGCUCCCCCUAAAGUGAAGACCUUCCUUUGGAAAUCUUGUCUUGGUGCUAUUGGAGUGUUGACAAACCUGAAGCAGCGUGGUGUUAUGGUUUCAGAUGUUUGUGUUGGGUGCAGGCUUGAUGCUAAAUCAGCCGAACAUGCACUUGUGUACUGCCCACUGGCCAGGCAAGCCUGGUUUGCAUCAGUGGUUGCCUUGAGGGUUAAUGCACGGCCUAAUCUUUCCAUUUUGGAAUGGAUAUUGGAAUGGAGCAAAAGUCUGGGUGCUUCUAAAAUGGAGCGAAAGGUGUGUUUCACUUCUCAUGCGAUGGUCGCCUGGGAGAUUUGGAAAUUGAGGAAUGCUAGAUGCUUUAAGUCCUCGGUUCUGGCCUUUAGCUCAUGGAUCUCUAUGGUCAACAAGGAGGUUGAGGAGGUUUUAUCUAUAGCAUUAUGUUCUCCCCCGCUUGCUGCUUCUGCCUCGAGGUUGGUGACUCCCUCCCACCCUCUGGUGGGAUGCUACUCCUUCUUUGUGGAUGCGGCUACUGGCUUGAGGCCUAAGGCUCUGGGUAUUGGGUGCGUUGCUUUUGAUCCGGGAGGAGAGAUCUGUUUGUUUGCUUCUGAGCAUUUUGCAUUGGCUCCAACAAUAGUUGGUGAGGCAUUGGCAAUCCGGUUGGCUCUCAGUUCUACUAGGAAAAUGGGGAUCCGCUCCAUCCUAGUCUCGUCGGAUUAUCUCUCCCUCAUUGAAUGCCUAUCCCCAUCUCCCCCCCCAUCUCCUCCUUCUUUCUCUUGUAUUAUUCCAGAUAUCUGUAUCCUCAAGGCUUCGUUUACUUUUUGUGAUUUUGUCCAUGUCAAUAGGAGUGGAAAUGGCUUAGCCCAUGCCAUUUUGAAGUGGGUCCUCUCUUGCCCUUCGGGUUGUUUUUGGGAGCCCCCCUUCCCUAGGGAGGUCUUGAACAUUGUAAAUCCUUUUUUGAGUAGGUUUGAUGAAUAG
Messenger RNA from Telopea speciosissima, 990 nucleotides. RefSeq lists its product as uncharacterized. The record is from RefSeq and is a predicted model, not a curated record. Bases 1 to 990 code for a protein of 329 amino acids. NCBI's taxonomy places the organism in Eukaryota, Viridiplantae, Streptophyta, Magnoliopsida, Proteales, Proteaceae. The transcript has a single exon. Gene Ontology annotation, molecular function: nucleic acid binding; RNA-DNA hybrid ribonuclease activity.